Molecule: messenger RNA, 2520 nt
Organism: Knipowitschia caucasica
Lineage: Eukaryota; Metazoa; Chordata; Actinopteri; Gobiiformes; Gobiidae
Source: the annotation of a GenBank genome assembly
AUGGGAGACAUCCUGGCAACUGAAGCAGAUCUUCUUGGGAUGAUCACAGAGUAUCUUAAAUAUGAAGAUUUUGAAGAAACUGUUCACAGCUUUGUCAAAGAAUGCAAAUCAAAAGGGAAACUGGUCUCAAAGCCUCAAGGCAACUCACAGAGAGACUCCAAAAUGCGUGUAAUUCAGAGCGACCUCAUGUGUGCGUUUGAGGAUGGAGACCAUAAGGUGUUUUUUGAGCUGUGGACUAAACAUAUUGCUCCUGAGGUGAAGGACACAGAUGCUGAUGCUCAACGGCUUGAGUUUUACCUUUACAUCCACUUCACUAUUUACCCACUCAGGAACCACAGUCAUGGGCGAGGAGACUUUGAGGAUCGGAUAAACUUAUUUAAGCAGUACCUUGAGACUCGCGGAGCAGCACUGAGUGAAACGACAGAAUUCCUUCCUUACUACGCUUUGCCUUUUGUUCCAAAACCUACUGUACAUCCUUCUUUUAAAAAUCUCUUCCAAGAAUCCUGGAUUCCAAAGUUGCAGCAAAACCUCGAGCAAUUUCUGACAAUUGCAUUAAAGCCACCAAAUAGUCCACGGCUUCUAAGUUUAUAUAGGGAGGGUGGCAGAGAAACAAAAGACACUAUUCAGCAGCUGCAGAUCCAGUUGUCCGAGUCUGACCGACGCAUUGCGACUUAUAUGAAAAAGUUCAAUAAGAUUCAGGUGGAUUACCACAACCUGAUUGGAAUAACAGCUGAGCUCGUCGACUCAUUGGAGGCCACAGUCAGCGGAAAAAUGAUCUCCCCUGAGUACCUGCAGAGUGUGUGUGUUCGCCUCUUCAACAGUCAGAUGAGGCAGAGUGCGGCUCAGAGCACAGACUUCACUCGGCCUGGCACUGGAUAUUACUCAAUGAGUCCUUAUGAUGAUGGCUAUGCUUCUUCCAUCCUCAGAGCGUCUCUCGCGUCUCAACGGCCCAAGGAGGUUCUGAUGCUGCCGUCAUUGGACUAUGACAAACUGAAGAGAGACCUGAUGGAAGGAGCCGACCGGCUCCGGGCUCUGCUGCUACAGGCACUGCGCUGGAGACUCACUCGGUCGAUUCCGGGCGAGCAGAGAGACACUGUGCUUCAGGCUUACAUCAGAAAUGAUCUUCUCGACCGCUUCAGCAAUAAUCAGAAAACGGUUCUUUGUUUAAUGCGGAGUAAAAACAACAUCGUUCGUCAGUUCAUGGCUCGUCUCAUCAACGCCUUUGCUUCUCUGGCUGAAGGCCGAGCUUAUCUCUCUCAGAUCCCGAUUCUUCUGAAACUUAUGACGGAGACGAUCAAGACGGAAGCAAAAGACUCAGUGACGAGGGAAUAUCUUAUUUUUGCGUUACAGAAACUGAGUCUGAGGAGGAGUCUGCAGAGUGACAUGAUCGAGAUCGGUCUGAUUGGUUGGAUCAUGGAUGAGCUGCAGGACAAUGACUGUCUCAGUGAUUAUACUCUGGAAUACUACGCUGCUCUACUCAUGAACCUCUGUCUGCGAACUAAAGGAAAAAGGAAGUGUGCUGAUAAAGCCAAACAUGUGCUCAAAGUCCUCACUGAUCUUCUGGGACACGAGAAACACGAGAUCCGACCGUACAUAAACGGAGCCUUGUACAGCAUUCUGUCCAUACCCUCUGUGCGACAAGAGGCCAAAGAGAUGAGUGUGGACGAGAUUCUCUUUUGUUUCUGCAAAGAGGGCGAUACGAACCUAAAUCGUCAAAUUGAGUUCAUCAUCAAACAAAUUAAUUCAACUCAAGACGAAGGACCGGAGUCUGACGACGAGGACGAAGAAGACGAUAAUGACGAGGAUCUGACAGAGGCUGAUCUGGAAGAGGAAGCGAUCCAGCCAAAGCCGGGGGAGCUGUGUGGGGAGAGUCUCCUCACCACAGAGUACUUAGGGAUCAUGACCAACUUGGCAAAAGCAAAAAAGACGUCUCCAAAUCCACAGUCUGGGGACAAUGAACCUCUUCAGCGCCCGGUCACUCCAAGACUGCACAAACAUUCGAACUCCAGGGAUUCUAGGGGUGAAGUCUGUCACGGCGUCUCUCCUUCUCCGAUCGACUCUCCACCUCCCAGUCGCCCCGAGACCGCAGACUCUUUACAUCAGAGUACCGAUACUGAGAGUGUGAGAUUUUCCCAAGAUAUCGAUCUGGAUACUCUGUUUGAAGGUCGAGCCCCCAGAGGAGGACUGCGACAGAAUGACUCUUCUCAGAGCGAGUAUAUUCCAGGAUUCACGAUUCUCCCAUUGCGAGCCGCAGCCGAGCAGCAGAUCUGGCUCCGUCGCCUCCCGUGGAGAGACACCUGCCAAAUGUGGAAAUGGUCAGUCCAAGAGGAGGUGAAGACCCCUGUCAACAAGCAGCACCGCUAUCUCCCCGACAUAAGGACUUCCUGUAACCUCAUCCCCGUCCAGCGUCAGAGCGGGACAGAGACGGUCCGGGACCAGAGGGGGAUGGGACCUCCACAAUGCAAAGGAUUGUGGGAGGUUUGUCCACCCGCUCUGCAGCAGCGUCGUAUCGUACUAUAA